Molecule: messenger RNA, 7248 nt
Organism: Penaeus monodon (black tiger shrimp)
Lineage: Eukaryota; Metazoa; Arthropoda; Malacostraca; Decapoda; Penaeidae
Gene: rhea
Product: talin-2-like
Exons: 26
Coding region: 223-6762 (2179 amino acids)
Biological process (GO): cell-cell adhesion
Cellular component (GO): ruffle; plasma membrane; cytoskeleton
Molecular function (GO): integrin binding; actin filament binding; structural constituent of cytoskeleton
Source: RefSeq, a predicted model, not a curated record
UGAAGCUUUGUAAGUGGUGAAGGUCUGGUCCGUCACUCACCUGUUCCCCCAUUCAGAUACUGGUCGCCCGUAAAACAAGCAGGAUUAUCAAUCACUCGCGCUAUUGUGCAGGAUACGGAGGGAAACUUAGCCCCUAUGCGAAGAUUCAGUGAAGCGAACGACCGAAUAUAGGCCACACCUGCAUUUGAUUGAAGAAUAAGCAGAUAGAAAACAUUCACCAAGAUGGCGCUGGCACUGAAGAUCCACAUUGUGGAGCAAAAUGUAACAAAAAUGAUGCAGUUUGAUCCCUCCACAAUGGUGUUUGAUGCUUGUCGGAUCAUCAGAGAGAAAAUUACAGAAGCUAAUUUAGGCCAAGCUAAAGAUUAUGGGCUGUUUCUGGCGGGUGAGGAAGGCUCAGGAGUGUGGCUGGAGUCAGGGAGGAGUCUCAGCUACUACCUCCUUCGAAGCCAGGAUAUGGUUGAGUAUAGGCGUAAAGUGCGCACUCUGAAGGUGCGCAUGUUAGAUGGAACCAUAAAGACCUUGAUGGUGGAUGACUCACAACCAGUUUCACAGCUCAUGGUUGUCAUCUGUACCAAGAUUGGAAUAAUGAAUCACGAUGAGUACUCUUUAGUUCAUGAAGUGGAACAGGAAGAGAUAGAGAAUAAGCCAAAUUUUGGAACACUCACCCUAAAGAGGAAGAAGGAUGGAGACAAAGAACGAGAUGCCAAGAUGGAACAGCUCAAGAAGAAGCUACGCACAGAUGAUGAAUUGAACUGGGUUGAUCAUAGCAAGACACUUAGGGAACAAGGUAUUGAUGAGACAGAAAUCCUCCUUUUGAGAAGAAAGUACUUCUUCUCUGAUCAAAACAUUGACUCAAGAGAUCCCGUCCAGCUUGGUCUUCUCUAUGUACAAUGCCGAGAUGCCAUCCUAGAUGGGACUCACCCAGUGACACUCGAGAGAGCUUGCAGUUUUGCAGGAAUUCAGUGCCAGAUUCAGUUUGGUGACCACGUCGAAUCCAAGCACAAACCUGGAUUUUUAGACCUGAAGGAAUUCUUGCCUCAGAGUUAUGUUAAGACAAAGGGCAUUGAGAAAAAGAUUUUCCAAGAACACAAAACACAUGCUGGCAAGAAUGAGCUAGAUGCCAAGGUCACAUAUGUGGGUUUAGCUCGCUCACUGAAAACAUAUGGUGUGACCUUCUUCUUGGUAAAGGAGAAAAUGAAAAGUAGGAACAAAUUGGUACCACGACUUCUUGGAGUGACCAAAGAUUCAGUGUUGCGUCUGGAUGAGAAGACCAAGGAAAUCCUCAAGACAUGGCCUCUGACUACUGUGCGCCGAUGGGCAGCAUCUCCAAACACGUUUACAUUGGAUUUUGGUGACUACUCAGACCAGUAUUAUUCAGUACAGACUACAGAGGGUGAACAGAUUUCUCAGUUGAUUGCUGGUUACAUUGACAUCAUCUUGAAGAAGCAAAGAGCAAAAGAUCACAUUGGCAUUGAGGGUGAUGAUGGGUCUGCAAUGGUGGAAGAUACUGUCUCUCCUAUUAAGGCCAGCAUCAUCCAACAUGGAGACACUGAGGUGCACCAUGCAGAGAGGGAGUCCGUGUCCAAACCAGCUGUCAUGAGACCAGGAGUGAAUGGCGCGCAGAGUUUCGGCACAGGAUCCAUGCCAGGAGUGCAGUCUGUGGCCAUUGUAGGGAAGAUCAAUCUUGCUCACCAGCCCCCUACGGCUAAACAUCCACAAGUGACCAGUGUCCUGAGCAAACCACAAAAGGCUCUUGUCUCAACCAUUGAAACUGGUCAUGUUAUUAUUGAAGAAUGUGCAGAAAGUCUGGAAACCAAGGCUGAGCUUCCUGAGCUGGGUACUGACCCAGCCUCCAUCAAGUGGAAGCAAGUAACCCUUGAUUCCAACAAGCAGACUGUCACCAGCCAGAUUGCUGCCAUGAAUGCUGCCACAGCUGAAGUUGUAACCCUGACUUCUUCUGUGCACGAAGAAGUGGAUCAUACUGCUGUGGGAGCUGCCAUUCACACCAUUACUUCCAACCUGCCAGAGAUGACAAAGGGUGUGCGCAUGAUUGCUGCCUUGCUGGAGACCGAUAAUGAGUCCAACAAUCUACUCGGUGCAGCCAAAGUACUUUGCCAUGCCUUCUCUGAUCUGCUCACGGCUGCUGAACCUGAGAAGAAAGAACCUCGUCAAGGUCUGCUUACUGCUGCAUCACGAGUUGGUGAGGCAUCAACUGCUGUUCUCCACACUGUUGAUGGUAAUCUUGACCAUGAAACUCAAGACAUUUUGCUGGGGUUGGCCAAGGCUGUGGCAAAUACUACUGCAGCUCUCAUUCUAAAGGCCAAGGCAGUUGCAUCUCGUUGUGAAGACCAGGAGCUACAGAAUGUUGUCAUAAAUUCAGCCACAGCAUGUGCUCUGGCAACUUCCCAGCUUGUAGCUUGUGCAAAGGUUGUUGCCCCUACAAUUGACAGCCCAGCUUGCCAAAGCCAGCUGAUUGAGGCAGCCAAGGAGGUAGGCCGUGCUGUUGAAGGCAUGGUACAAGUAUGUCAGCGGGCCACCCAAGAUGAGGCACUUCUUAGGGACCUUUCUCAGGCUGCAGGUGAAGUCACUCGUGCCCUGAAUGAUCUUCUCAAUCACAUCAAGACGGCUGGUGAACAGAAAGGAAGACUCAGUGUCCAUGAUGAAGCAGUUGAAACCAUUCUUGUAUCAAGUGAGAAAUUGUUUGCUUCACAGGGAAAUGCAUCAGAAAUGGUCAGGCAAGCAAAGAUAUUAGCUCAGGCAACCUCGCACUUGAUCCAGUCCAUUAAGUUUGAAGCUGAAAGCCAGACAGAUACUGAUUUACAGAAUAGAUUGUUGGCUGCAGCCAAGCAACUUGCAGAUGCAACAGCUAAGAUGGUAGAGUCAGCUAAGCAGUGUGCUUCAAAUCCUAAUGAUGAGAAGAGACAGUUAGAACUUAGACAGGCUGCUGAGAAUGUAAGAAUUGCUACCAAUGCAGCAGCUAGUAAUGCUUUAAAGAAGAAGAUCAUCAAACGUUUGGAGAAUGCAGCAAAGCAUGCAGCUGCAACAGGAACUCAGUGCAUGGCUGCUGCACAGGGUGCUGGACCACACAACACCAGUCCAGGUACACAGGAUGAGCUGAUAUCUGACUGUAAGGCAGUAGCCGAUGUGAUUCCACGACUUGUCGAGGGUGUUAAAGGAACAAUCAAUAACUCAGAUUCUCCUCGUGCUCAGUUAGCACUUAUUAACUCUUGCAAUCAGUUCCUACAACCAGGCACAAAGAUGGUUGCUUCAGUAAAGGCCGCCUUACCUACAGUGUCAGACCAAGCUUCAGCCCUUCAACUUAACAAUUCCUCCAAACAGUUUGGUCAGGCUUUAGUAGAUCUUAGAUCUGCUAUUGGAAAGGCACAGGAGGCUUGUGGAUCACUGGAAAUUGACUCUGCUUUGGAUGCUAUUCAGGGUCUGAAAGAUGAUCUCAGCGACUUGAAGGAAGCUGCUGACAAAGGCACUCUUCGUCCCCUGCCAGGUGAAACACAAGAGAGUGCCGCUCAACAUCUUACAAACUCCAGCAAAACUGUGGGCUCUACCAUGGCUCAGCUCCUGACUUCCUCAGCCCAAGGCAACCAGCACUUCAUAGGCCUAGCAUCACGGGAUACUGCACUUGCUCUGAAGGAGUUUUCGUCUGCUGUUCGUGGUGUGGUGGCUACAUCAACAGACCAUGGCUUGCGUGACCGUCUAAUUCAUGCUGCUCGUGAGGUCAUGAUCAAAUCAUCAGAACUGAUAGAAGAAGCACGUAUAGUGGUACAAGGUCCACAGGAUGUUGCAUCUCAGCAAAAGCUUGCCCAGGUGGCAAAGGGUGUCUCACAGGCUCUCAACAAGACCUUCAAUCUUUUACCAGGCCAAAAGGAUGUGGAUGAUGCUAUUUUGACUAUUACAGAUUCAACCAAUGACUUAGAUGCUGGUAGGUUCCCACCCACCACAAAACCAUAUGGUGAACUGCAGUCAGAACUCAGCAAUGCUGCUGCUGAACUUAACACUGUCACAACUGAGGUGGUUUCUUCAGCUCGUAUCUCAACACAGCACCUGGCCACAUCAUCAAAGAAAUUCUCAACUGCAUUUGGUAGUCUGAUGGGAGUAGGCAUGGAAAUGGCUGGUACUACCAAAGACCAAGAAGUUCAGGGGCAGAUGGUUGUCAGCCUUAAGAGUGUUUCAAUGUCAUCAUCCAAGCUAUUGGUAUCUGCUAAAGCUGUUGCGGCUGAUCCCAAUGCUCCUAAUGCAAAGAAUCAACUCGCAAGUGCUGCUCGGGCUGUAACAGAUUCAAUUAACAACCUUAUCAAUGUGUGCACUUCAGCUGCACCAGGGCAGAAAGAAUGCGAUAAUGCUGUACGUGCCAUCCAGUCCAUGAGGCCUCUUCUGGAUCAUCCUUCAGAACCAGUUACAGAUGCUUCAUACUUUGAGUGUCUGGACACAGUCAUGGACCGCUCUAAGAGUCUUGGAGAUGCCAUGACUGGCAUUGCUAAUCAUGCCAAAAAGCUGGAACAUGAUAGAUUUGGCAGUGCUGUUAAAGAAGUAAGUGGAGCCAUCUGUGGUCUGGUAGAAAGCGCUGCUCAAGCUGCCUAUCUUGUUGGUGUGUCAGACCCAACAAGUGUUGCAGGACGCCCAGGAUUGGUCGAUCAGUCCCAGUUUGCUCGAGCCUAUGAGGCAAUUAUCACAGCAUGUGAAACACUUUCCAACCCCAACAGUAACCAACAAGAGGUUCUGAGUGCAGCAACCAUCAUUGCCAAGCAUACAAGUGCAUUAUGCAACAGUUGCCGUGUAGCAUCUGCGAAGACAAACAACCCAGUUGCGAAGAGGCACUUUGUACAGUCUGCCAAAGAUGUGGCAAAUGCAACAGCUCAUCUAGUGAAAGAAAUAAAAACACUGGAUCAGGACUACAGCGAUGAGAACAGGGCUCGAUGCAGUGCAGCCACCAAACCCUUGCUGGAAGCCGUAGAGAACCUGUGCACUUUUGCAAACUCACCAGAUUUUGCAUCAGUACCAGCUAAGAUUUCUAGCAAAGCUCGUGAAUCACAAGAGCCAAUUACAUCAGCAGGAAGAGCUAUCAUCAGUGGAUCAUGUUCCAUGAUAGAAUCAGCCAAGAGUCUUGCUGUCAACCCAAAAGACCCACCAACCUGGCAGUCACUUGCUAGUCAUAGCAAGAAUGUAUCUGACAGUAUAAAGAAGCUUGUGUCAUCAAUAAGAGACAAAGCCCCUGGACAGAAGGAGUGUGAUGAAGCUAUUGAUAAACUUAACAUGAACAUAAGGGACUUGGAUCAAGCAUCAUUACGUGUGUUGGACCAGAACCUUCAGCAACAGACUGAAAAUUCCUUGCAGGGCUUCAAUGAACAAGUCGAGAAUGCUGGACAAGCUCUUCUAAACAAUAUUGAUAAGGUUCGUUCAGCUGCCAAGAGUGAAGCAGAGAAGCUUAGCCAUUCCAUCACCCAGAUGUCAAGCUACUUUGACCCAAUGGUCACAGCUGCUAUUGGCUCUGCAUCAAACAUGCUCAACAACAAACAGCAAAUGUGUCUACUGGAUCAGACAAAGGCUGUUGCUGAGUAUGCUUUGCAACUUGUUUAUGUAUCCAAGGAGGCUGGUGGUAAUCCCAAGGCAGUCCAUGAUCAUCCAGAUGUGGAUGAUGCAGCAGAUACUAUGAAGGAGACACUUCAGGAGCUACUGUCAACUGUAGAAACAAUAGCCACAGAAGCUGGGGUUGUCUCAGGAUUGGUAGAGUCAAUCACCACAGCUAUGCACAGACUUGAGGAUAAUGCUGUUGCUGUCUGUGAUGACAGUGAGAGUUUUGUUGACUACCAGACACGCAUGGUCACAGCUGCCAAAGAGAUUGCAAGAUUGGCCCAGGAUAUGGUUGGAAAGGCAGCCUCAGAUGCUAGUCAGCUGGGUAAUCUUGGAGCUAGUGUGUCACAUCAGUACAGCUCCUUGUCCUCAGACUCUGCAGGGGCCAUCCGUCAAACUUCAAAUGCAGAAAUUGCUACUCGUCUGCGAAGCAGUGUGCAUGAGUUAGGACAGGCAUGUAUUGACUUGGUGAAGUCUGGAGGGUCAUGCCAGGCUGCCCCACGUGAUACAUUCUGCCAACGUGACCUUGCUGAAUCUGCUCGCCAUGUUGGGGAGAAGGCUUCUCAUGUUAUGGCUGCACUUCAAGCUGGCUCUCAAGGCACCCAGGCUUGUAUCAAUGCUGCUUCUACAGUCUCUGGUAUCAUUGGUGACCUUGAUACAACCAUCAUGUUUGCAACAGCUGGUACUCUCAAUGCUGAAAAGGAAGGUGAAAAUUUCUCAGACCACAGGGAAUAUAUUCUCAAGACUGCUAAGGCUCUCGUGGAAGAUACAAAGACACUUGUGGCAGGAGCAGCAUCCUCACAAGAACAGCUGGCUGUUGCUGCACAAAAUGCUGUAACUACAAUUGUGCAGUUGUCUGAUGUUGUGAAGAGUGGAGCUUCCUCUCUUGGAGCAAAUAAUCCAGAAGCUCAGGUGAUGCUGAUCAAUGCAGUGAAGGAUGUGGCCAUGGCCCUGGGUGACCUGAUCCAUGCCACAAAGGCAGCAUCUGGCAAGUCCCUUAAUGAUCCUGCCAUGACCACACUAAAGGAAUCAGCAAAGGGUUGGUCUGACUACUAUGAGUCGGAUCGAGAGUGGCUCAUGUCGGAUCAGGAGGAGGAGUUGAUCCGUCUGCUCUCCGUUGAACACAUCCCCGACAAUCAUCAUCUGACCAGUGAUAUUUUGAUUGAGUCCACUUAACAUUGAAAGGACUCUUAGAUAUGUCACCUUUUGUUUACCUCUGUAUUCUUCAUCAUCUUUUCUUUUCUUUUUCUCUUGUUAUGGACAAAUUUGAAUAUCCACUGUACCCUUUAGAUAGGCUCAAUUGCUAGAAGAGAAUCAAAAAAGAAAAUAACACCUUUAUGAAAAUGAAGUGAUAUAAAAGAAUAUACUGAAACUUAACCUUGAAACCUAAGAUUUUGGUCUAAGAAUAAUCCCUUGGCAUAUUCAGACAAAUUUUGGCCAUUUUCUUUUGCCUUUUGUAUGUUUUUUAUUGGUAUAUUUAUUGUAGAUGUUUAUGAAUAUUAGAAAUUUAUAUCAUGAUCCUCCAAUUCUAACAAAAGAGUGAGUUAUAUUUUUCACAAUAGCAGUUUUGAUUGCCAAGGAAAUCAGAUUGGUUAGUAAUCCUUUUGUUGCUCUCAGAGGAUAAUAAUAGAGCAGUGCAAGGAAUGUUCUGUGGAUUGGGCA